AUGUCUGUGAAAUUGAAUGCCCUAAAUAGUGAUUCCUACACCGAUAUUGGAGCAUACAGAGACCAACAUUUUAAGGGUAAAUGUCAUAUACAAGAGAAGCUGCUGAAAGCAAGCCACACUUUGUAUGUAGGAAAUCUCUCCUUCUACACCACAGAGGAACAGGUUCAUGAGCUCUUUUCAAAGAGCGGAGAUGUGAAGCGCAUCAUCAUGGGUCUAGAUAAAGUCAAGAAGACAGCCUGCGGGUUCUGCUUUGUGGAAUACUAUACAAGGGGAGAUGCAGAACAUGCAAUGCGUUUCAUAAAUGGCACACGUCUCGAUGACCGUAUGAUCAGGACAGACUGGGACACUGGAUUUAAGGAGGGAAGACAGUAUGGACGUGGCAAGUCUGGUGGACAGGUAAGGGAUGAAUACAGACAGGACUACGACCCAGCCAGAGGUGGCUAUGGAAAGUUGGCUCAGCAGCACAGAGGUCCACAGUAG
Molecule: messenger RNA, 480 nt
Organism: Nerophis lumbriciformis (worm pipefish)
Lineage: Eukaryota; Metazoa; Chordata; Actinopteri; Syngnathiformes; Syngnathidae
Source: RefSeq, a predicted model, not a curated record